Messenger RNA from Morus notabilis, 1185 nucleotides. Its product is annotated as alkane hydroxylase MAH1. The coding region runs from base 1 to 1185 and encodes 394 amino acids. NCBI's taxonomy places the organism in Eukaryota, Viridiplantae, Streptophyta, Magnoliopsida, Rosales, Moraceae. The transcript has 3 exons. Gene Ontology annotation, molecular function: heme binding; monooxygenase activity; iron ion binding. The record is from RefSeq and is a predicted model, not a curated record.
AUGGGUACUUGGGAGAUGAUCAUUCUAGUAGUAGUGAUUCUUAACUUCAUCCUCCUCCGCAAAUAUCGGAGGAAGAUCAUAAAAAAAAAUGGAGCAUUCUCAAGCUGGCCUGCGGUCGGAAUGCUUCCAGAUCUUCUUAAACGACUGGAAAGCAUCCACGAUUCAGGAACGGAAUUUCUCAUGCAAAAUGGAGGCACGUUUGAGAUCGAAGGACCUUGGUUGGCCAACAUGGAUUUUCUGGCCACAUGUGAUCCUGUCAACGUGCAGUAUAUCUUGGCCAAAAAAUUUGCCAACUAUCCAAAGGGUCCGGAGUUCAGGGACAUCUUUGAGGAGCAUCUUGGAGAUGGGAUUUUGAAUGCCGAUUCCGAUUCAUGGAGAAAGCAAAGAAAAAUGUUUCAGUCCUUGAUUCUUGGACAGACCAAGUUCGAGUUGUUUGUUGCCAAAGCCAUGCACAAGAACAUCGUGCACGCCCUUAUCCCAGUUCUUGAUCAUGUCCACGAAACGAGAACUCAGCGGAUAGCAUUUAUCAACUCAUUCUCAUUGUUUUUCGGUUGUGAUCCAUUUUCCCGAUCAAAUAACUUCCCAGAAGGAUCAUACCAAAAAGCUUUUGGAGAACUAGAGGAUGCUUUAUUCCGCAGAUAUGUUGUCCCGAAAAUCUACUGGAAGUUGCAGAGGCGGCUCUCUAUUGGAAUAGAAGGAAGGCUAAAACGGAUAAUACAACUUUUUGAACAAUUCUUUAACCAAAGCAUCUUACUAAAACGAGAAGAACAUUCGACAAGAAGUGAAAUUAGAAAGGACGAUGACAACGCCAACUCCGACGUGCUAACGAGUUAUUUGGAGGACGAAGAGAAAGAAGCAAAAAUCUCGGGUUCCUUGAGACCGCAAUCCGACAAGAUGGAAGACUUGUGGGGUAAAGACUGUUUGGAAUUCAAGCCGGAGAGAUGGAUCGCGGAACAAGGAGGCCUUGUCUAUGUACCAUCUCACAAGUUCAUAGCCUUCAAUACAGGGCCAAGGCUUUGUCUAGGCAAAGACAUGUCUUUGAUUCAGAUGAACGCUAUUGCCACUGCGGUCCUUAGUAAUUACCGUCUUCAAGUGCUUGAAAGGCAUAUCGUUUCCCCGCGUUUAGCGGUAGUUCUUCACAUGAAACAUGGCUUGAAGGUAAAGGUUUCAAAAAGAUCAAUUUGA